Messenger RNA from Lingula anatina, 4927 nucleotides. RefSeq names its product pleckstrin homology domain-containing family M member 2. Gene Ontology annotation, molecular function: kinesin binding. NCBI's taxonomy places the organism in Eukaryota, Metazoa, Brachiopoda, Lingulata, Lingulida, Lingulidae. Gene Ontology annotation, cellular component: endosome membrane. Gene Ontology annotation, biological process: lysosome localization; Golgi organization; regulation of protein localization. The record is from RefSeq and is a predicted model, not a curated record.
UAUCGUAAAAUAAUAAAGUGAAAAUGUAGUAUUUAUUCUAUAUAAUAAGGUAUUUAAUUGCCUUCUACAGUCAAAACACAGAUAGAAAUCUCGUAUCGCAUUUCCGGGUUGUGACAUGGAGAGAAAACCAAAACAAAUAUGGAGGUUUUAGGUCGUGAAAAUCAGCUGAGUGAGUGAUCAAACCAAUUAACAAACUAUGGCUGCCCCCAUGGGGGACUCUAGGAAAUGGAGAAGAAACUAUUUGGUGGGGCCGAGGUCACAAGAACGCUUAAUGCUCAAGGAUCGCAUUUUAGAUGGUAUUUCAAAGUCGAUAAAAAAGAUACAAGAACUUCAUAUCACGAGAGGUCCCUCGUCUCCACUAGUCCUCACAAAUCAAGAUUGGGAGCUGAAUAAACUGUGUGAACACUUGGACCAUGCUUUGCUUCAUGGACUUCGCAGCGUGACCAGGGGAUACUGGAUGGUGGUGCGGGAAUUCACUCACAGAACCUCGGUCAAAGAAAUCAAAACCCUUACCAACGUCACCACUGAGCUGGGAAGAGGUCGAUCCUGGUUGUUUAUGGCCAUGAAUGACGGGUUACUGGAGAGUUACUUGCAUUGCUUUGAGAGUAAUGUGAAGAUGGUGAAGAAGCACUAUGUGAAGGAGGCAUUGGUGCUGGACAGUGAGAGGUUAGACAUAUUGGUAACACUAGUCUCAGGAUUGGACUUCAUCACAUUUGACCUGACCUAUGAUAUGACGUAUCUGGACUUCAGCUGUCACUGCCCUGGGGUGGACAGUCCAGACGAGGACAAAGAGGACCGAAUUUCCAUCUGCAGUAUGGAGAGUAAUGUGUCACAGAUGUUCGACCAUAACAAUGACAUGGCAGGACGUGCCAGGACGGAAUCCAUGCUGCCUUUUCCACGGUCACCAGGUCAUGAUGACCUCUUGCCAGUCAGACCACGGUCCAUCAGCUCACUGUCCUCACAAAUGUCCAUGCCUCAGUCCUCAACCGGGGACUUUUCUCGAGGAUCUUACAUUGAGGAUGAGGAUUUCGGAGCAGAAGAGGAGGAGGGCAAUAUAGAAGUCAUCCAUGUGAAGAGCAAGAAAAAGAAAAAGAAGAAAAAAGGCAGCAGUCAUGGUAGUAGUUCAAGUACACCUGCCACACCUGUGACACCUGUCACACCUGUUGAUGCACCUGUGUUUUGUCCCAUAUCACAUUCCAAUGACAAGAUUCCCAAGCCCUCUCUCCAGGAGGACUCUCCAUCCCACCCAACACAAUCGGGCCCUAAACAGGUGUCUCCUCUAACACAAUUAACAGCUGUCACUUCACCAGAUGAUGAUACCAAAGGGGACAAUUCUGUGCCACAGAAAUCCCGCAAAGAAACCACUUCUAUAGUCAGAGAUUCUUUUAUCAACAGUGAUGAACCUCCUGAUUUAGACCUUAUUGAGAGAGCCAUUUUAAACGGGCCUGCUAUUCGCACACAGCCCUCAGACACGAGCUUACAUGUCUCUGACAAUCUUCAGCAAUCUACAUCGUCAACAAGCUUUAAUAUUUAUGAUUUCAAAAAUCGUACAAGCAUAUCCAGUCAGGGUAGUAGCGGAGGCAGCAGUGCCUCUGUGUCUGGGUUGUUGGUAGGCGGAAAAGAUGAGCACGCUUUAUUUCCACGGAGACCAUCAGAUUAUAAUAAGUCAGACUUUGAAGUCAUCACAGAAGAACAAGACCCAGGAGCUGCUGCCGGGGCUGCAGUGGAGCCACCGUCGGAGAAACAUACAGAGGAUGAGCCCAAAAGUGGGAAAAAACAUGAAGCAAGUGAUUUAGAAAAGGCUGAUGAUUCCAAUCUGUUGUCACCUACAGACAUUUUAGAUGGUGCUUUACAGACAGGAGAGAAAGCAAAGACUCGAAGGGAAAACUGGGGAAGGGCAAAAACGCAGAGGGCAAGAAGUGGUGCUUUUAAUGAAAAUGAAAAUUUUGAUUUUAAAGUCAACGAGAAAGGUGCUGAUGUAACUAUAUCUCUUACAAACACAGUUGGGCAAAAUGUGCAAUUAGUGGGUAAAGAUUAUGAAAAUUCCAAAAUUCCAAGUUCACAGCUUGUCAAGGAGCGCAGAACUAGUGAAAGCAUAUACAGUGACAAAGACAAACUGUCUGAUAGUGAGGACAAAACGGAAAGCAUGAUUGGUCAUUCUGAUGGUGACCUUGACCUUGGCCUUGACCUUUCAAGGACAGAGGAUCAGCACCAGCAGGAGACUGAAGACACAGAAUCAGCAGAAGAAUAUAUUGAUGAAGAAGAGGAAAGGGUUAUUAUGAGAAAUUCAGAAGGGAAAUCAAGGCAGUUGGAUAUUAGACUGGACAACAACAGCAAACUGUUUCUGAUGUUGGAAGUUUUCCAGACAGAGGAUGAACAAUUUUUAGCGAUGUACCCCACCACUGUUGGCCAUACAGAAGGGAAUACGCAGAAGGUAUUUGUGAUGUUGACAUCCAACGCCCUCUAUAUUCUAACACCAGGGCCUGGCCGAGGCAAAUACAACAAGGAGACGGUGGUACGAUACCAGGAGAUCGACUAUGUUGAUUUGUCAGUAAACUUCCAAACAGUUCACAUAGUUUGCACAAACAGAAGAAAACAGCACUGGAUCACAACUGGAGAUGAGGAACUGACCAAGGCUAUGGUGAAAUCACUGGAAGAGGCAGUGCGUAACUGUGAAGUGGAUCUCCUGCGACUCAGCGUUCUCACUGAUGCCACCACACAGAAGAUAGCAAUGAAGAAAUGGUUAGCACAAGAAUGCGGAGUAGCUUCCAGUGAGGUGGAACUCCUGUGUUACAGUCUGGUCAGUUGGGAGGACACACAGUCCAAAUCUCGGAGUGGACUGGCCAAAGAGGGGACGCUACUGGUCAAGACUCCCAACAAUCUGUACGGUCACACGUGGAAGGCUGCCUUUUUUGUACUUAAAGAUGGUAUAUUGCUCCAGUUUCCAAAUAAAAAUAACACAAAAGAGCCAGAGAGAACAAUCCAAUUAGGUGGUGAAGAUUGCUGUGGCUGCAGACGAGCUCACGUCUCGGACAGGGAGAACUGCUUUGAGAUUAUCCUCUCAGACAACAGCACAAUUCAGAUGUCCGCAUCAAAUGAAUCAGAGACGUUUGAUUGGCUUCAGACUCUGUGUAAGGCUGUUUCAGAAGGAAUGGGGAAGACGAUGUUGCUAGAAGGGGCUCCUGGUGGAGUGGGUGUUCUGCCCUGCUGUGCUGUGCUGACUCCUAACAAGUUAUUCAUGUGCCAUGAGGACCUGCAGACAUAUUUCUUUAGAACCAUAGGCUCUGCAAAUGUGUUAGAUGUGACAGGCAUCACAAUUGACCCCACAGACGAAAGAUAUUGUAUUGUGGAGUUUGAGUCGCAGGACAGGAAAGUCAGCAGUGAACAGUGGAUCCUAUAUUUUGCAUCGACAAAAGAACAACGAAAGUUCACCGAAGCCCUGUCUGAUGCAUGGAAGAGGCAUUUUCAGGUCUCAAUACCAGUAAACAUAUUUGAGGACAUGACCUUACAGUGGAAAUGCAAGGAUACCUUAGCUAAUGCUUUGGCUCCACUAUCAAUCAGUUGAGACCUUUUUUGGCUCUCACUCAUACCAAAUAUGUGAAAACUAUGUUUACCAUAGUUGCCGAAGACCUGAUCUCUUUCCUUUAGCAGUCAGCGAAACCUGUUAAAUAUCAAUUAAAUGUUACAUCUAAAUGUCCAGUACAGUGGUCAGGCCUGUUAUCAGUCAGGCGGGGUCAGUUACAGAGUGGACAUCAAUUACAUGUUAAUUGUAAGUCAAUUGGUCAUUUGCUGACAUCUUUUAUCUUCAGAGACCAUUUGCCUGCCCUCUGUGUGUAUCGAUUAUCCAAGACCUUUUAUAGAUUAACAGUUCCCUUCUUCACAAAAUGCUCAAUAAACUUACUUGCUCUGUGUUAUAUGCAAGAAAUACAUUUUUUCUCUUUCCAUUGUCUUCUUCUAAAUGCUAAAAGUGGCUAUUUUCUGAAAGAAUUUCAUGCUACAAUUUUCAGCAUUUAUUUUUUUGUAUUGCCAAGUUCCAUGCAGUCGUUCAUAAAAAGAAAAACCUUUAAUCUCCAAGACUGGAACCGCCAUGUAUCAAAUAUAGAUCAACUAAAUGGUAUCCAGCAAAUGAUCCCAGCCGUGCCAACUGCUGUUACCGUGACCAGAAAUGUAAAAUUAAAUGACGAAAAAAAAAGAUCACAUGUGGUUCAAGUGUAUACUAUUUAUUUUUACCAUCUUAUUGAAAAUGUAAUAUGUACAGUAAAUGACUAAAUAUAUAUUAGGUUAGUAGUAUGCACUGGACUUCUGCAUAUUGAAUGCAGGUUUACUUGUAUCAUAAAAUUGACUUCCCUUUUUAUUUAUUUUCAAUUUUUUACCAAAAAAAAAAAAAAAAGAUAAAUAAAGCUACAACUAAUGCUAUGAUUAUAUAUGAUUUUGAAGAAAUAAUGGUAAUAAUUUAAAAUAAUUACACAAGUCUGUGAAAGGUUUCCCUAUAUUUAUAUGGACACUUGCACUUACAAACAAUUGGGUUUGUGCUGAAAACUUGAUUAUGUAUUUCAACUACUUUAAACAUUCAGCGAUGUAAAAGGGUUCUUAAAUAAACCGUGGUCUUGUUUCUUUCAUUAUUAAGUACACAGAUAAACCUCUGAUACCACUGAAAACUUGUAGCAUCAUAUUUUAUGGUGUUGAAAGACUAGCACAAAGGUCUGCUUUAAAAUUGUUCAGGGCAAAAAAGCCACUCCAAUCCUUGAGAUGAAUAAUCCCUGUCCUGAAGACAACACGAAGUACCCAUUCUCCAAGAAACUUGGUCAACAAAAGCCAGCAUGGAAAACCCCAUUCCAUCUUCAAACAAACAAGGACUUCUCUCAAUUUUCAAUUCCGAGCCCCAACUUGAGUGCACUGGGCACACUUAUAAACUUUUUUUUCUGUG